Molecule: messenger RNA, 852 nt
Organism: Prunus armeniaca (apricot)
Lineage: Eukaryota; Viridiplantae; Streptophyta; Magnoliopsida; Rosales; Rosaceae
Source: the annotation of a GenBank genome assembly
AUGGACGAUGUCAGGGCUAGCUCGGCUUGGGUCGCAAGCCAUUCUUCUCAUGUCGUCGUCGACUCCUCAGGGAUUGAGAAAGUGGCGGAGACUAUAGACACAAUCCCGAAGGUGAAUUGGGAUUUCGAAGGAAUUCACUAUUUUGACAAUGGGCCUCUCACCGUUCAGUACCUGUUUGUGUUGGAUGCUUUGAAUUUUUGCUUUUGGCCUGAUAAGGACUUAAAUUACGACAAUUUGGCCGCAGGUCUAAAGGCAGCUCUACAAAAUGACAAAUCUGUGUUUGAUGUGGAUCGUCUUCAGAAGUACACUGGUCCUGAGCUACGGGAGCUGUUGAAAUGGCCUAGGCCACUACCUCUGGAGGAUGAGAGAGUUCGUUUGUUGCAUGAGGUUGGGUUUGAGCUGGAGAGAAGCUUUGAUGGCAAGGCAUCCAAUCUUGUGGAGUCCUGUGGAAAAUCAGCUGUUAAGCUUGUAGCUCUUGUUACUCGUCACUUUCCUGGUUUCCGAGACCACUCAGUAUACAAAGGCCACCAAGUAUUCUUGUAUAAAAGAGCGCAGAUAUUUGCAGCAGAUUUAUGGGGUGCAUUUGGUGGCCAAGGAUAUGGGGAAUUUUAUGACAUUGGCUCAAUUACUAUUAUGGCGGAUUAUAUUGUUCCAGCUGUGCUUCGGCAGCUUGGUGUACUGAAAUAUAGUGCGACCCUUGCCAGCACGAUUGAGGCUAAUAGUCAAAUAGAUGCAGGCAGUGAGGAGGAAGUUGAACUACGGGCUUGCUCCAUAUAUGCUGUGGAGAAAAUGAAGGAGUUGAUAAGCAUGAAAUCAGGGAAGCAGAUUCUUCUCAUGGCUACAUCUAUGUAA